This is a messenger RNA of Xyrichtys novacula (pearly razorfish), 4073 nucleotides long. NCBI's taxonomy places the organism in Eukaryota, Metazoa, Chordata, Actinopteri, Labriformes, Labridae. The record is from the annotation of a GenBank genome assembly.
AUGUCAUGGCGUUUGUCUUUUCGUUGCUCAAAGUUUCGCCAUGUUUUUGGAAAGCCUUCCACGAAGGAGAACAGCUAUGACGGGGUGCCAAUCACACGCAGCGUCCAUGACAACCACUACUGUUCAGCCAAUCCCUGCUUCAUCGCUGUAGUGACAGAGUGCGCUGGGGGCGGGUCCUUUUUAGUCCUUCCAGUCCAUCAUGUAUGUAGAUUUUGAAUAAACGGGUAAAAAUGUUCUCCUCUUUUGAAGCGGUUUCUGACCUUAAAGGGUUUAUCUUGAAAUACUUGACUCUUGCUGUCAGACAGGCAGGGUGGACCCCCAGCAUCCUCGGGUGUGUGGUCACAGUGGGAGGGUCUUGGACGUCAAGUGGAACCCGUUUGAUGAUCACUGCAUCGCCUCGAGUUCAGAGGACUGCACUGUAAGCGCCGCCUUGUUCAUGAUCCUCAUAGUGGACCGGAUGUUUGUAAUGUAAAUGAAGGUUCUCACAAAUGCAGAACACCAUCCCCUCUUUAAAUGUACGCAGGUAAAGAUUUGGGAUAUCCCGGUCUGUGGGGUCCUACAGAACCUUACCAAGGCCAGGAAGACCCUAACAGGUCACACCAGGAGGGUGGGGCUUAUUGAGUGGCAUCCAACAGCUGAAAACCUGCUGCUUAGCUCCGCCUAUGACUACAAGGUGAGGAUCAUCACUGGUCUGUGGGAGUGUUUGCAAAACCAAAACCCUUUUUGUAACGUGGUUUCAGUAGUAUUAAAAAUCUUUGUGUUGUACUGACAGUCAUAAAAUACUGUUAGCUGUUUUCAAACCAUUUAAAAAUAAAAAACACUCUAAUGGGGCGCUCACACCAAGCGCGAAUAAAAUCAUCUACUCGCAUAAUUUGCGCAAAUCGAGACGAGGAAAUAUUUACCUGCUCCAUUUGCGCGUCAGCGAUCAUUUGGACGGUGAUGAUCCCUACCAAUUCAAACGGCAGGAUCAAGUGAUAGACAAUGUUUUUUUUUACAAUUUACCAGGUGAUCCAACCUCCUUACUCACUUGCCUCCAGAUGAGCUCCUUUUAUUCUAGUUUCGGAAAUUGAAAGAAAAGGUUUCACAUAAUUCAGGGCUCCCACACACCAACACGAUUGGUUUGUUCUCCAUUUUAGAUACCAGUGAACAACCGUCUGUUUUCUAACGUCACCUAGCAACCUUCAUGCUGAGCAGUUAUUGCGACGCGAAUAUCCGCUCAAGUUGAGACAUUUCAGCUCCCAUCAAAUUCGCAUCUGAGUAGUAGGAGCAUCUAAUCGCGUCUUUGCAUUGACUUAACAUGUAAUUCAUUCGCGCGAAUGAUUUUACUCGCGCUUGGUGUAUGGAGACGGUAAGACAGUCCAAGAGUGAUCAGGUUGGGGGUUUUGAAUCUUACCAGCCUAGAUGAUAUGUACAAGCCCAUCAGCAAGUUCUGGGUCUACCCCCGAGGUCUUCUACUGUUUAGACAUGCCUGGAAACCUAUUAGGGGAGGUGUCCAGGAGGCAUCCUUAUCAGGAGUCACUGACCAGAGUUACCCCGUCUCUAAAGCUGAGCUCAGCCACCUCUCAUAGGAAACUCCAAUCCAGCCCAGUCCAAACACUCCUGACUUUGCCUUUUUACAUGCCAGGUCCUCCUCUGGGAUGUAUCUCAAGAUGGAGCGGUGCUCAGGUACCCUGUGCGGGUGGUUUUGAUGCCCAUCUUCCACCGAUACCCAGCAGAAGCUCUACUGCUGUCUGUCAGCUUUAACACAGAUGGCAGCAGGCUGGCGGUUGCUUCCAAAGACAGGCGUGUUAGAGUCCUCGACCCGCGAACAGGAAAGAUCCUACAGGUGGGUUUUAGGUUUUAACUGAGUCAGAUUUUUUUUCCCAUAAAACAUGAAAACCAAACGCUGUAUCACAUCUCUGCAGGUGUCCAGCAGUAAGUUCCACAGAGCCAGUAAAGUUUUAUACAUCCGAGGGUUUAAAAUGCUUCUGUCGACUGGAAGCUCACCUUGGAAUCACAGACAAGUCGUCCUCUGGGAUCCUGUAAGAAACAAUUGCAUAUGGGUAGUAGAAAAAGUCAACUGUAUCUGCCUGAAUCUUCAUGAUUGGAUAUUUUUAGAAGUACCAACGCAGAUUUAGUCUGUACCAUUCCCUCACUCCUGUGAUUGGUUUGCAGGAUGACCUUUCUGAGCCUUUGUAUGAAGAGGAACUGGAUGGAUCUGCAGGAGUCCUCUUUCCGUUCUACGACCCAGAUACUCACAUGCUCUACUUGGCCGGAAAGGUCAUAAAUACUGAAAUAUCAACUCAAAAGUUUGUCUGGAACACCUCCAUCGACAGAGGAAAACCUCGAGGGUCCCAAGUUAGUGUUGUAAUUGUGUGUUUUAGGGCGAUGGGAACAUCCGGUACUACGAGCUCAGCAGUGAGAAGCCUUACAUCAGCUUCCUGACAGAAUACAGAUCCCUGCUACCACAGAAAGGACUUGGUGAGAAACACUAAAGCCGACUGAAUGUUUUCGAUCAGAUUAGUGUCUCUAUAAUUCACUUUAAUCCUACAAAGUCAGAACUUGCUGUUUCAACGAAAGCACUUUCCUUAUUUAUAACUGCAUCCAAACAGUACAUGAUACUACAAAAGGACUGCCCUUCACUUUCUGACUUCAUUUCAGGAGUGAUGCCAAAGCGCGGCCUGGAUGUGAGCGCCUGCGAAGUUUUCAGAUUUUACCGUCUGAUCGCCAUCAAAGAUUUGGUGGAACCUCUGUCGAUGAUCGUACCACGAAAAGAGGUUUUGUUUACCUUUCUUCUCAGGCCACAGAGGAAGUAACGGGCAGAAAAGUUCAGAUUUCCUUUUGUUCUUCCAGUCAGGUGUUUUCCAAGAGGACCUGUACCCCAUGACGGCUGGAAACCAGGCUGCCAUGACGGCUCAGGAGUGGCUAUCAGGAAUGAACAGAGGUCAUUAAUAUCUGUUUGAAGAAUUGAAGACAAAUACUAGAGACACAAGAGUUUCUCACUGUCCCCCUUUGUGUCUCUAUUAGGUCCAGUACUGAUGCCACUGAAGCCAGGGACUCAAGUCCCUAAUCCUUAUCCAGAAACCCCAGCAGAAAAGGGGCAUGUGAGGAACUCCCUGAGGAUCCAGAUGGGUCCUGCUGAUGGUUCGGCAUCCAGGAUGGACCUAGACUUUAUGGAGGAGGUAUUUAGUCAUCAUGGCAAUAAAAUCCAAAUAUUAAGUACCAGAAUAAAGUCAGUAAGGCAAGUCCUAACGGGGACACAGGAUUCUGGGAGGAUGUAGAUACCAAUCUCACCUGAAGGAUCUUUUCCUGCUCUGUUUGGUUCAGUCCAGUUUGGUAUGGUUGAACCUGAUCUUUCUAGUAUUUCACAGCAGACUUUAUCCUACCCCAAUGCUUCAUACAGGAAGCUUGUUAGUGAUCCCAGAGUGAUUUGAACUUUGGUGAGUAUACUGACACCAAAGAUCUUUCAGACCACCGACAUGAGCAGCAGUUCACUCUUGAGGAUCUGUCUUCUCCUCUGAAACUCUACGAAUCUCUCGUUUGGUUGUUUAUUGUUGUAUAAAGCAGCUGAUUAUUCCUCUUAAGGCUUUCCUUGAGGAGCAGCUGGCCUACCAGGACGCCAAAUACCCCAAAGAGGUGAGUGAUCUGUCUGGGUGGCAGCCAGAUGAGACCCAGAUCCCGCUGUGGACGUACUGCUGCACUCCACACUGCUGUGAACCUGCAGAGAGACCGCCCCCUACAACUGAGAGCGAAGUAAGGCGUUAAUUAUCCGCCAUAAAGAUGAGAUGUUUGAAAAAUGAUGUCAAAGGUUUGUUCCCUCCUCUUCUUGUUAUUCCAGCUCCUUCAGGCGUUUUACAGGCAGCAAGACGAGAUCAGGGGUCUGCGAGAGCAAAUUAGUCACAAAGAUGUUAGUAUUUCAAACACAUUCAGUGGUUUUUAUGGUUCCAAAACAGGAACAUUAAGUUUAUAUUUUCUGAUCGUAAGUAUUACAGAGGAAAAGUUUCAAACUUACAGUCUCUGUUUUGCAGGUGAGGAUUUCUCAACUGGAGCUGGAGAUCAAAAAUGCAAGAAACAGCAUGAGAGCAACUUUCUAA